This is a messenger RNA of Rubroshorea leprosula, 2135 nucleotides long. Lineage: Eukaryota; Viridiplantae; Streptophyta; Magnoliopsida; Malvales; Dipterocarpaceae. The record is from the annotation of a GenBank genome assembly.
GCUCAUACUUUUCUCUUCAUUUUCUACUUACACUCCUCACUCCAUUUUUUCAGCAUCUAACUGCUCAAUUCCUUGCAUUUUCUUUACAGAUCCGAUACCAAACCUUCUUAUAUACUCGAUAUCCGAUUUUCUGGCCCCCCAAAACCCUUGUUUUCAUUGCAUUUUCCUUAUCUUCUCCAGAUUCUUUGAGUAAAGAAUAUUUUUUUAGCUACAGUAUUCAUUGGGGGAGUGAGUGUUUUGGGUUUUCGUUCUGGUUUCCUGGAAAAUGCAAGGAUAAGUAAAAGAAGAAACACUUUACGAAAUUCGGAUUCCCUUUAUGUUGCUUUUUCUUUGUUGGGUUUAUGUUUUGGAUCGGGAAUCCGUCUAUUAAGCUUAAUGGGUUUCGGAAAUUUUGUGUCUUGGAAACAAUUUUGAUUGUAUUUCUUAUCUUUCCUUGUAUGGUGCAACUUUUCUCGGCAACCAAACAAAAAUUUUGGAGUAGUUUCUUUUUUGUAGUUUUCAUCUUCUUUUUUUCAUAAGCACUCAAUGAAGCUUUUGAUCAUUGGAGAACGGAGAUCUCAACACUCGAAUGCUUUAAAUUUUAUGCUUAUUUCAGGGCCAGUGUGAUGUCAGUAUGACUUGAAAGAGAAGAACAGGUUGCAUCGUUUUUGAUAUCAACAAUCAGAUUGGGUUUCAUUUAUUGGGAUCAAUCCUAAUCCGUGAAGCAGUGAUUAGAUUCCUUCUCCGAGGACAUGCGCAUUCAAUUCUUCCCCAAAAUAUUCGUGGUCUUAAACCAGAGCUGGGGAUUUUCUAUUCACAGUACAAAUUAAUUAAGGUGAAGAUAAGUUAAAUCUUAGCCAAAUCCAGCAAACAUCAUGUUGAUUGCAGUUGAUAAAUGAUGGGUUUUUUGGUGUUGUAUCGUCAAGUCAAGGAAUUGUUUUUGUGGGUCUGGUGUUUGGUCUAAUUGGGAGGUGUUUGUGUUGAUAAAAAUUGUUGGGUGAAGUGGGAUUUGGUUGAGGAGAUGUUGGAGCCCGAGCUUUGCUCUUCUAGGGUUCUCUCACCUUUCCGUGAGGAAAGUGGUGAUGAGGAGCUUUCAGUUCUUCCCAGGCACACCAAAGUUGUUGUCACUGGAAACAACAGAACAAAGUCUGUGCUGGUGGGCCUGCAAGGCGUGGUCAAGAAGGCUGUCGGCCUCGGUGGUUGGCAUUGGCUGGUUUUGAAGAAUGGGGAUGAAGUUAAGCUGCAAAGGAAUGCAUUGAGCGUGGUGGAACAUCCUACAGGGAAUGAAGUAGAUGAGGAUCAUGAUUUUGAUAACUCAAGCAGUGGAUCUGAGCUUGGUGAAAAGGAUCAUGAUUUUUCUAGCAGCAUUGAAUUCCAGAGACCUAGCAAGCCAAGAGUUCGGCAAAGAAGACCAUCAGUUCCAUCUGCAUCCGUAAAAUCAAUGAAUCGCAACAGUUACAGAGAUGUCCAAUCCAUUAUUCAUGCACCUCAACUGAAGGUAAAUUUGGCAAGACUAGAUACAGAUGCAUUCAGGAGAUAUUGCAGACACUAUCACAUUGGUGGUAUCAAUUCGGAUUCAUCAAGGGAACAACUGAUCAGCACUGUGCAGCAGCAUUUUGCCACACUGCCACCAUUGAACGAGGGCCAAGUGAUCUCAGAAUUCAUCGGUGCAGCCAAGAGACAGAAAAAGGUUGACACACGCAUCGGGUGAUGGAUCUUUGGAUGUUCAACACCUUGCAUUAGUAGAUACAUAGUUAGCUCUAACCUUUAGAUCAGAUCUAAUGACAACAGACUAAUUGGAAGCAGUGGUUGAUUCAAUCUCAAUCUCAUCACGGAUUCUAAACUUGUAAUAUAUAGCCAGUGCCCUUGGAUAAUUUCCCCAGUAGAUGUAUCACUGCUAUCUCUACCAUCUGAUAAUGCAUCCACUGAAUUCUCCAUUUCUCACACAUCAUGUGAAUUUCUUUUGAUAUGUUUUGAGUUUCCAUUAGAGAUCUUUUUCACUAGAUGAUGUUUGUGGGUAGAGAGAAGGAACUGGCUGGCAUUUGGUGUCACAGGGACCUGUGCAACUGUAUGUGAUGUCGAUUUUCUUGCCCCAUUGUCUCCUAGCCAUUAUUCGCUACAUCAAGAGAUCUUGUGCAUAAAAAGUUGCCUUGCCA